AAUCGUUAUGACAUUAUUUUGAGAUGUCAUUUUCACAGUUAAAGCGGUUACAAUAGAAGUUUUUCACUUUCGUGAUCUCUACCGAGCUCGUGACAAAAUUCCAGGAAUUAACUAUCGCUUGUCUUCUUCAAAGUGAUUUAAACCUGACCUAAAAAUUGAUGGAUCUAUUCUCUGCCAAGCAACAUAAUAUUAUAUUAAGCUAUUUGCAUACGCAUUAAACCAGUUUGAGGUGCUGUUAUAAAGUAAGAGGUUGACAGAACCAGAGAACAGUGCAUCUUAUCACUUGGCAAGAUGAGGUGCUUUGAAAUGAAGGUUCGACCCUGCUCUUCUCUUUCAAUUUUGCUGUUCUUCGCUACCUGGGUAAAUAUCACUUUUACAGCAAAAGGGAUUUCUUUUCAAUCUGGCAAGUCCAACGUGUCACAAACGUUUCAAGACUGGAGCUGUGGCAAUGGCUGUUUGCCUAAUCCACAUUGCCGCUUACCACGCUGCCAAAACAUUGCAUUUCCUGAGCCAUUUAGUAAAUCGGGAAAGGUCCAAGUUCACGUGUCACUGAGCCAUGGUGAGGAGUUUACACGAGUUCAUUCUCCUUCCGCUAUGUGGGUUCAGUCAAUGACGACACGUGGGUUCAAGGUGUGUACACGUGAGACAGGCUUUGGGACAAAUGGAACUGGAGUCGUAAACUGGUUGGCAUUCCAAAGCCAUCCACAAAUAAUACAAGGAAGUGUUACUAUUGAUGGAGUUUGGACAACACAAAGCAAGUGCAACAAAGUGGCGUUCAAGCAGAGCUUUAGUGGAAGGCCAUCUGUGUUUGUCUCCGCUAGGUACACACGUGACACAAAACCUGAUGACGCGAUGUGGGUUUGGCUUGAGAACGUGAAUUCUGUAGGUUUCGACGUUUGUGUCCGAGAAUUCUCGCCAUUUGAUGGACAGCACCAAGACACAAUUGUGGACUGGUUUGCUUUCCUUGGAAAUGGCUCUGAUUUUAAUUUCACGUUGGCAGGAGAAGCAGUUUUCCCUAACAGUGGCGCUCCAACUGCUGACAACAACUAUGGAUUCUGCCAACAAGUGGACUUCAACACCACUUUUUAUUCAUCACCUGCUGUCCUCGUAUCUGUCCAUCACUAUUACAAUCGCCAAGUGAAUCAUCUUAUUCCACAAGAAAACAACAUAAUCACUGCUUGGGUGGAGGAAGUUGAUCUCACAUCUAUGAGGAUUUGCGUCAAAGACAUGAGUGGAACAGGAAGGCAACACGAUCCUCUGUCUGUUAGCUACGUUGUGAUUGGAGAUCUCAAUCCUUGCCUUAACGUGCAUUGUCCAUCAUUUGGAGUCUGUAAGACCUAUGGUGCUCAUGACGCUCGCUGUGUGUGUUACGAAGACUGCCCCUCUUAUCAGGAUCCUGUGUGCACUGCGAAUGGAACAACAUACGACAACAGAUGUUGGCACCAGUUAAGCUACUGCAGGGGACUGGAAAACAAUCUAGUUUACCAUCCUGGAAGCUGCGAAGGUUUCCCACUUGCCCGCGAUAGAGUGAAACUGGAGGUCCCAAAAUGGUCCGAUUCAAGCUGCAAAACAGUUGUGUUCCCGCCAUAUCGAUUCUAUCCUGACAGAAAAGUCCACGUCCAAAUUACUGUGAGUCACUUUUAUUUAAAUGACUCCGAGACUGUCCAUGACGCUAUUACCACGUGGACUGAAGAUGUUAACACGGUGAACUUCACAGUUUGUGCGAUGCAGGCUGGAAGGACUACAAAGAACUUUAAUCCUUAUGCCACUGUGGACUGGGUGGCAUACCAGGGAGCUCCGGCUCAAGGAAUGGCGGGUGUGGUCAAGAUACAAAAGUGGUGGUCUGGAACAAAUUGCGCAGAUGUGACUUUUCCCAAGGACAAGUUUAAGGAGGAUCCCGUGGUUCUUGUGACAUCAGAACAUCUAAGGACUGGUUACGUUUUCUUAAAUCCAGGACAAGUUUAAGGAGGAUCCCGUGGUUCUUGUGACAUCAGAACAUCUAAGGACUGGUAAAGAGUAUGAUGCCGCUCUUAUCUGGACUGAGGAUGCCACAAAGGAC
Molecule: messenger RNA, 2059 nt
Organism: Orbicella faveolata
Lineage: Eukaryota; Metazoa; Cnidaria; Anthozoa; Scleractinia; Merulinidae
Molecular function (GO): protein binding; calcium ion binding
Source: RefSeq, a predicted model, not a curated record